AUGGCGUCCGACCCCAACGCGCCCGUCGCCAUCAUCAUCCCCACCCGCCUGGGAUCGGUCCGGCUCCCCCGGAAAGUCCUGCUCGCGGAGACGGGCAAGCCCCUCAUCCAGCACGUCUUCGAGGCCGCGAGCCGCGCGACCGUGACCGACCGCGUCGUCGUGGCGUGCGACCACGACGAGAUCGCGACCGCCGUGAAAGCCUUCGGCGGUGAGGCGGUCAUCACGGGCGAGCACCCCAACGGCACCUCCCGGCUCGAGGAGGCCGCGAGGCUUCUGGGGAUGCCGGACGACGGGAUCGUCGUGAACGUUCAGGGCGACGAGCCGGAGAUGGAGGCGAGCCUCGUCGACGACGCGGUGAAGCUCAUCCGCGAGACCGACGCGGACGUGACCACGAUCGUUUCUCGAUUCGCCCCGGAAGACGACCCGACGAAGCCGAGCGUCGUGAAGGCCGUCCUCACCCGGGACGGCAAGGCGCUCUACUUCAGCCGCGCCCUUGUGCCCCACGACCGGGACGGCGAGGGCGACUGCCCGCCGCUCAAGCACAUCGGGCUCUACGUCUACCGCGUGGCCGCCCUCAAGCGGUACGUCGCCCUCCCCGAGUGCCCCCUGGAAAAGAGCGAGAAGCUCGAGCAGCUCCGCUUCCUCGACGGUGGCAUGACCAUCCGGGCGGUCGUCCGGGAGAGCCGCUCCGUGGGUAUCGACACCCGGGCGGAUUAUGAGGCGUUCGUCUCGCGGCACCGCUCGAACAAAGUCUGA
Molecule: messenger RNA, 756 nt
Organism: Symbiodinium necroappetens
Lineage: Eukaryota; Dinophyceae; Suessiales; Symbiodiniaceae
Source: the annotation of a GenBank genome assembly